Molecule: messenger RNA, 531 nt
Organism: Aspergillus affinis
Lineage: Eukaryota; Fungi; Ascomycota; Eurotiomycetes; Eurotiales; Aspergillaceae
Exons: 2
Coding region: 1-531 (176 amino acids)
Source: RefSeq, a predicted model, not a curated record
AUGGAUGAUCGAACUGCACACCCCGAUGGCCCACUGGAGGAAAUCCAAGAUGCAGUUCAACGUUCGUUGUUGACACACAAAUCCUAUGACAGAGCAGUCGUACUCGCACUACGCUGGGACAAUGACGAUCAGAACCUGGGCUCUCUGGAGACAGAACUUCUGAAUGUGUUCUCCCAGAAGUUCUAUUAUGAUAUUGAUUCAUUCAUCAUCCCAUUCACUCCUACAAUCGAUACACAAUACAAGCUCACAGAUCUUAUCAAGAAAUAUGACACUCCUCGUACCCUUGUAGUCAUUUUCUACGGACAUCUUGCUUGGAAUUGCAGCUUUGUCCAAAUCUUAUACAUCGUUUUCAAUUCCGUCCCUGGCAACCUGACAGCGGGCAUAGAGGUGGACCCGCUGGGGUGUGAAAAUGCAACCUGGUAUCUCCCUUUGACUUUCUUCUUUCAAAUACAUCGUUUUCAAUCCCGUCCCUCGCAACCUGACAGCGGGCUGAGGGGUGGACCCGCUGAAGUGCUGUCCCUCCUCACCUGA